AUGGAUAAAAUUCUCUUUUGGAAUACUAGAGGUGUUGGAGGUGGUGAUUUUAGGUCUGUAAUUGUGGACCUUGUUAAGAUGCAUGAUGUUGAUCUUUUAAUUAUCUGCGAACCUAGAAUUCAAUUUUCUAAAGCUAAGAGACAUCUUUUGAGCAUUGGUUUUACUGACUUUGUAGUUGAAGAAUCAACUGGUUUUUCAGGUGGUAUCUGGAUAUUGUGGAAUAAAAAUAAAGUUCAGCUCCAAAAGAUUGACUCUAAUUCUCAAUCUAUCACUGUGAAAGUUUCUGGGAAUGGCAUAGGUGAUUGGUUACUCACCGGUCUUUAUGCUAGCCCCUGUCCUAGCACUAGACAAAGAUUGUGGAACUAUCUUACUGCGAUGUCAAAUUCUACUCAACUCCCCUGGAUGAUUGUAGGUGAUUUUAAUGAACUUGUUGCUUAUGCUGAUAAAAAUGGAGGAUCUUACGCAGGUAAAUUUGGAGGUCUAAUAGAUUGGGUGCAAAGUGAGGCUAUGAUUGAUCUUGGAUAUCAAGGUGCUAAUUUUACCUUGGUCAAGUGGAAGAAUUAA
Rosa chinensis is the source of this 564-nucleotide messenger RNA. RefSeq lists its product as uncharacterized. Gene Ontology annotation, molecular function: catalytic activity. The transcript has a single exon. Bases 1 to 564 code for a protein of 187 amino acids. The record is from RefSeq and is a predicted model, not a curated record. NCBI's taxonomy places the organism in Eukaryota, Viridiplantae, Streptophyta, Magnoliopsida, Rosales, Rosaceae.